Messenger RNA from Astyanax mexicanus (Mexican tetra), 593 nucleotides. RefSeq names its product ribosomal protein L26 (gene rpl26). Gene Ontology annotation, cellular component: ribosome; cytosolic large ribosomal subunit. Gene Ontology annotation, biological process: cytoplasmic translation; ribosomal large subunit biogenesis. The transcript has 4 exons. The coding region runs from base 110 to 547 and encodes 145 amino acids. The record is from RefSeq and is a predicted model, not a curated record. Gene Ontology annotation, molecular function: RNA binding; structural constituent of ribosome. Lineage: Eukaryota; Metazoa; Chordata; Actinopteri; Characiformes; Acestrorhamphidae.
CCUCCUCAGUUCUCGUUCCUACGUCUCGCGAGAUCUGGAGGCCGACUAAUUCGGGCGGAAGUAGUUUUGCAGCCUCUUUUCCGGCGGCCAUAGCGGAAUACUCGCCACUAUGAAGAUCAAUCCGUUUGUGACCUCCUCCAGGCGCAAGAACCGCAAGAGGCACUUCAAUGCCCCUUCUCACGUUCGCAGAAAGAUCAUGUCUUCACCCCUCUCCAAAGAGCUCCGCCAGAAGUACAACGUCAGGUCCAUGCCCAUCCGUAAGGACGAUGAGGUCCAGGUCGUCCGGGGACACUACAAAGGCCAGCAGAUUGGCAAAGUUGUCCAGGUGUACAGAAAGAAGUACGUCAUCUACAUUGAACGUGUGCAGCGUGAGAAGGCCAACGGAACCACAGUGCACGUUGGCAUUCAUCCUAGCAAGGUCGUGAUCACCAGGCUGAAGCUUGACAAGGAUCGCAAGAAGAUCCUGGAGCGUAAAGCCAAGUCUCGGCAAGACGGCAAGGAGAAGGGCAAAUACAAGGAGGAGACCAUUGAGAAAAUGCAAGAGUGAACAUUAUCUUUUGCUACCAAUAAAAGACUGGAGAAAACAUAAUAAA